This is a messenger RNA of Setaria italica (foxtail millet), 1677 nucleotides long. RefSeq lists its product as uncharacterized. Gene Ontology annotation, molecular function: protein binding. The record is from RefSeq and is a predicted model, not a curated record. The transcript is spliced from 2 exons. The coding region runs from base 28 to 1239 and encodes 403 amino acids. Lineage: Eukaryota; Viridiplantae; Streptophyta; Magnoliopsida; Poales; Poaceae.
CUUAUCUCAUUGCAAGUUUGCAACGACAUGGAAAAUCCAUCAUCUUUGUUAGUUUCAUGUCCUGGCGGAUCCGAAAUCCGUAGCGACCAACAGACUCGCAUUGCAUGUUUUGAGGCGCUGGUGCCAACACAUGGUUGUCGCGGCGACACGGGCGUCCCGGACUCCAUUGCCGCGCCGCGCCGUGCCGAAACGAAACCCAUCUGGACUCCCAUCCAUCCCGGCCUUGCUAAACCUUAUACGAAACAAACAAAGAAAGAAAAAAAAAGCAAGUCGCCCAAGGCGGCCGGGAGCGGAGGCGGUUACGAGGAGCCGGCUGCCGGUGGGAGGAUGGCCGACCACCUGCCCGACGACCUCCUGGCGGACGUGCUAGUCCGGCUGGCGCCGCGCGGGCUCGCCACGUCCCGCGGCGUCUGCCGGUCCUGGCGCGCCGUCGUCGACGCCCGCCGCCUGCUGCGCGCGGACCUCCUCCCGCUCUCGCUCGAGGGCCUCCUCCUCGAGGUCGACGCCUGGGCCCUGGCCCUCUUCUCCCGGCCGUCGACGGGCCCGGCGACCUGCGACGGCCUCGUCGGCUUCCUCGGCGCCGACGGCACGAGGCAGCUCGACACCUACAUGCGCGGCCACUGCAACGGCCUGCUCCUGCUCCAGGAGCUCGUGAUCAACCCCGCCACCGGGCAGUGGGCGCGCCUGCCCGGGCCUCCGCCACCGCCACUACCGGGCUUCGGAUCCUUACUCACUGCUGAAGCGAUCAGAAUGGCAGCCCUCGCCAUUGGUCCUGCCCGUCUUCUCGUCGAGGACGGGACAGUGGGAGGAGAGGACCUUGGUGCCGGAAGGACAUGGUCCCUGCUGCCACCAUGCAGGAGCUACCGUGACCGCGGCGACGGGCCAUGGCUCCUACGGUACCUCGGCGAAGAUGACGACGACGACGAAGGGCAGUUCGAGUGGAGCUCUGACAUCGAGGACGUUGCUGAGCCUGAGGACGGGGCUGGCGGCUGCAAUGGAGAUGACGAUGACACCGAUGAGUGGGCUAGAAACUUGGAAUACAUUGAUUUCCUCGGAUUCCAUCCUUUCAAGGAGGUUGUCUUCUUGCGUCAGUCAGGCGAAAGAGGGAUCGCCUAUCAUUUGGAUCGCUCAAAGAUUCAAGACAUGGGCACCUUGGACCUUCGUCGCACGACUGAAUUUAUAGAAAUGGCUUUUCCCUACACACCAUGUCGGAUGGGAGUGUUUCCUGAGAACAAUUAACUUAGAAGUACCAAGAGCAUGGAUCUGGGUACAAGACAAGUUUGUCCUGAUUGAAGACUCCUUGCUUCUUAAUUGCAAGAAAGACAAAAGCAGUUGCAAUUCUGUUAUUUUGUGGCCCAUUUCUGCUCCUCUCCCGUAAUUUAAGUUCACUGUGAGGAAUGCUAAUGUCAUACCACGAUAAUUUUUCUUUCUUCACUUUGACGAAUGAUAAAAACACUGCGAGUCAAGUCCCAGGCACACGUGGCUCAUCAAGUUCAUGGGAGAGAACCCAGAACAGAGGUCCUGGAGAAGCGACGCGGUAUGGUCUCAACUCCGUUUGCGGCAGGAAGAGCAUUUGGAGAUCAACAAGAGGUCGAACGGCGGCACGUCGCAUCUCAGACGGUCAGGCGUGAACAGCAUGCCUUACACCAAUAAGGUAUAGUAAGCUAAAGAAUCAGU